CGUUGCCUUUAGUCGAGUCAAUCGAUCGCCGUAAGGGGACUCAUCGACUAUCCCCGUGACAAUCCGAAGCAGCGCGCGUGGCGAGAGUAAGAAAAAGGGGUGCGUCAGCGUCAGCCGAAAAUGAAGUAGCGAGAAAGUAGUUUAUCUGCUAAACUUUGGCUACGCCGCCCCUCUGGCCCUGCUACCCAACGCAUAACUAUAACUCUCCUCCGUACCUCUCCCCAUUGAACUCCAAUUUCUUUCUUCUUCAAAUGUUCAUUCUCUUCUAAUUACUCGCUUCAAAAGUGAAAACCACAACCACAAGUCCGGAGCACCUUUCAGAAGGUAGAGAAAAUGCAGGCUUCGAUCUCUCUGUCCAGUUCCUCUCCUUCUUCACUCGCCUUUGCUAGAUCCGAUCGCGCAGUUGAAUUCUUCUCCACUAAUGCAUCCAAGCCUUCAAGUUUCCGUUUCUGUGGACUCAGAGGAGAGGCCUUGGGAUUUUCUACUUUAAAACGCUCUGGUUGUAAUCAAGUUGCAUUGUCGCAGCGAAGGCUCUUUAAGAAGUUAUCAGCUUCGUUGAAGGACAAUGGAGUUCCUUCCAAGGGGUUUGAUUACGAUCUUGUUAUCAUUGGAGCUGGUGUUGGAGGUCAUGGAGCUGCACUUCAUGCGGUCGAGAAGGGUCUAAAGACAGCUAUCAUUGAGGGGGAUGUGGUUGGAGGAACAUGUGUAAAUCGAGGCUGUGUUCCUUCUAAAGCUCUUCUUGCUGUGAGUGGUCGGAUGCGCGAGCUUCAGAGUGAACAUCACUUGAAUGCUUUGGGCUUGCAGGUUUCAUCUGCUGGGUAUGACAGGCAGGGGGUUGCCGACCAUGCAAAUAAUCUUGCUACAAAAAUUCGUAAUAACUUGACCAAUUCGCUGAAAGCUCUUGGUGUGGACAUAUUGACAGGCGUUGGCACAAUUUUGGGCCCACAAAAGGUCAAGUAUGGAAAAGCUGGGUUCUCUGACAAUGUAAUAACUGCCAAAGACAUAAUUAUUGCUACUGGGUCUGUUCCCUUUGUUCCUAAAGGCAUUGAAGUUGAUGGUAAGACUGUAAUUACCAGUGAUCAUGCACUCAAGCUGGAGUUCAUUCCUGAUUGGAUCGCUAUUGUAGGAAGUGGUUACAUAGGGCUUGAAUUUAGUGAUGUGUAUACAGCACUUGGAAGCGAGGUCACUUUUAUUGAAGCGCUAGAUCAGCUUAUGCCUGGCUUUGAUCCUGAGAUUGGGAAGUCAGCCCAAAGGGUUCUUAUAAAUCCUCGGAAGAUUGAUUACCAUACUGGUGUAUUUGCAAGCAAGAUCAUUCCAGCAAGGGAUGGAAAACCUGUCACCAUUGAGCUUAUUGAUGCGAAGACAAAGGAACCAAGAGAUACUUUGGAGGUGGAUGCUGCACUUAUUGCAACUGGAAGGGCUCCAUUUACAAAAGGGCUUGGCUUGGAUAAUAUUAAUGUGGAGACGCAACGUGGUUUUGUUCCUGUUGAUGAGUGCAUGAGAGUAAUUGACAAGAAUGGCAAACUGGUGCCUCAUGUAUAUUGCAUUGGUGAUGCAAAUGGGAAAAUGAUGCUUGCUCAUGCUGCAAGUGCACAAGGGAUCUCUGUUGUUGAACAAGUUUCUGGAAAGGAUCAUGUGCUGAAUCAUUUGAGCAUCCCGGCAGCCUGCUUCACUCACCCUGAAAUUAGUUUUGUUGGUUUGACAGAGCCUCAAGCAAGGGAGAGAGCAGAAAAGGAAGGUUAUGAAAUAAGUAUUACCAAAACAAGUUUUAAGGCUAAUACAAAGGCCCUAGCAGAAAAUGAAGGGGAGGGGCUUGCUAAGUUAAUAUACAGGCCCGACACUGGGGAGAUUCUUGGGGUUCACAUUUUUGGAUUGCAUGCUGCAGACCUCAUCCAUGAAGCAUCCAAUGCAAUAGCCUUAGGAACACGUAUUCAGGACAUAAAAUUUGCUGUUCAUGCACAUCCAACUUUGUCUGAAGUGCUGGAUGAACUCUUUAAAUCAGCCAAGGUUAACUCUGGUGUUUCUAAUCCAGUCAAGGAGCCAGUUGCAAUCUAAAGCUUCUCAACAUAGGUAUAAAUUUGGGAAGAAAAUUAAUUGUAUUACAGGGCCUUUGGAAGUUGUGCACCUUCUCAGAGGAAACCAAAGCAAUUGCUACAGUAUGAAACGCCUAGUAAAUCUCACCACAAUUUUGUCCAUUUUAUUAAGUUAUUUUCAUAUUAUAUUUGAUUUUUUUUUAAUAUUUAUUAACUUGUGCAACUCUGUAACAAAAAGAAAAAGAGGCAAUAAGUAUUAUUGGUCCCAGAAAGCCAUAAUUUGCUGUUAUGAAUUAUAUACACCGUUUAGAAGCCUCUGUAUAGUUAAUAGCCAAUAUAACAUCUGGAUAUUGUUCUCUUUGCA
Messenger RNA from Nelumbo nucifera (sacred lotus), 2397 nucleotides. RefSeq names its product dihydrolipoyl dehydrogenase 2, chloroplastic-like. The record is from RefSeq and is a predicted model, not a curated record. Gene Ontology annotation, cellular component: oxoglutarate dehydrogenase complex; mitochondrion. Gene Ontology annotation, biological process: pyruvate metabolic process; 2-oxoglutarate metabolic process. NCBI's taxonomy places the organism in Eukaryota, Viridiplantae, Streptophyta, Magnoliopsida, Proteales, Nelumbonaceae. Gene Ontology annotation, molecular function: dihydrolipoyl dehydrogenase (NADH) activity; flavin adenine dinucleotide binding.